AUGGGUAAGAGAAAAGCCGCUGCUAAGCCCGUGAAAAAAGUGAAACAAAAGCUUGAUGUGACUUUCCGUUGCUUGUUCUGCAACCAUGAGAAAUCCGUUAUUUGCACCUUAGACAAGAGAAAUAGCAUUGGCGAUUUACAUUGCAAGAUCUGUGGUCAGACAUUCCAGACCGCCAUAAAUUCCCUAUCACAACCAGUUGAUGUCUACUCUGAUUGGAUUGAUGCAUGUGAGGACUUGGCCGAGGAAGUGGAUGAAAGGGGAGAGGAUGCCGAGAACGAUGAAGAGGAAUACAGUGACGAUGAAACUACUCCACAUAGAAAAGAAGAUGAGGUGGAAGAUGACUACUAA
Messenger RNA from Sungouiella intermedia, 348 nucleotides. Lineage: Eukaryota; Fungi; Ascomycota; Pichiomycetes; Serinales; Metschnikowiaceae. The record is from the annotation of a GenBank genome assembly.